Molecule: messenger RNA, 3998 nt
Organism: Prorocentrum cordatum
Lineage: Eukaryota; Dinophyceae; Prorocentrales; Prorocentraceae
Source: the annotation of a GenBank genome assembly
AUGCCGGGGGAGGGUUCCGCCGAAGGCAUCCGGACCCUGCUCGUCCUUCAGUCCAACCAUCUCGAUAUGGGGUACAAAGACAUGUUGCCAGGCCUGAUCGACCUCUACUUCGACGAAUACUUCCCGCGCGCGGCGGCCGUCGGGGCGGAGCUGCGCAAGGCUGGCGGCCAGGCGCGGCUCCGUUGGAUGACGCACCCGUAUCUGGUAAGUCUGUACGUGAGCUGCCCGCCAGGCUUGGGCUUGCACUGCCCUGGCGAGGACGAGCUGGCCGUUUUCCAGGAGGCCGUGACGGCAGGCGACAUCUGGUGGCAGGGCUUCCCCGCGAACGCCGAGCUGGCGAUCAUGGACCCGUCUCUGAUCGAGGCGUCCGUUGCCAUGACGCAUGAGCUUGACGACCUAUUUGGGGUUCCACGCAAGAGGGCGGUGUCCACGCGGGACGUGCCCGGGAUGGACCGCUCGGCAAUCCCCGUGCUCCGGAGGAGCGGGAUAGACCUGCUCAGCGAGGGGCACAAUGGCUCCCCGUGGCCCGCCAACGUGCCGCCCGCCUUCCUGUGGGUCGACCGGUGCGCCGCCGGCUCCCACGCGCACGUGCGCGAGGGUGUCUCCCCACCUUCGGGCGAGUCAAUCCCGGUGCUCUGGACCAGGAACUACGGCGAUACCGGUGUUGUGCUGGCCCUGCCGAACAGCACCGUGGCCGUGGCCUACAAUUGGCGCGGCGACAACGCGGGCCCGCCAGAGACUGCCAAGGAGGUGCAGGACGUCUGGGACAGCUUGGCCAAGCUGGCCCCAGGCGCGGAAGUCCGCGCCAGCACCUUCGAGGAGAUCGCAGGAGAGUUGCAGCGGGUCCAGCACUUGCUGCCAGUGGUGGAGAGGGAGGUGGGGGACACGUGGAUCUUCGGGUGCGCGUCCGACCCGGCCAAGUUGGCCCAGACGAGGGCGGCGCAGAGACACCGCGCCGCGUGCGCGGGCCAGGCGGCGGGCCCGUGCCUGGAUCCAGGGCGCCUCGGCAACUUCAGCAGGCUCCUGAGCAAGAAUGCGGAGCACACCUGGGGGCUCUCGGUGUUCCACUUCUCCGGCGCGCAGUACAAGUGGUACCAGAACAGCGAGUUCCACGCAUUGCGCAGGACGAGCUACGAGGACCCCGCCAACAAGUCGGCGGCGUUCGUCAAACUGUUCGAGGACUCGUGGAGGGAUCAACGCCGCUUCGGCCUGGACGCGGCGCUGGCGGCCGUCGCUGGCACGCAGCUGGAGCGGGACAUCAGGAGCGAGUUUGCAGCACUGCGGCCCCCGCGCCCGUCGCUGGAGGGCCUCGUGCCGGUCUGGACGUCCUCCGUGGAUGGCGCGAGAGGUGUGCAUCCCGACUCGAUCCCAGAAGAAUCACGCUGGGCGGCUGGCUGGAGCUUGCCAUCCCGGGGGACGCGCCAUCGCCCACGCGGUCGACAAGCGCUCCGCAGCCGGCGCGGGCAGCUGGGCGAGCAGCACGUCCGCGCUGGCCGCGGUGCGCUACCGGACGAUGGCGGACGGCUGGGGCAGCGAGCUGGCCGCCUUCCGGGCCGAGUACCUGCUGAGCGACAACUGGGAGAGUACGGGAAGCCCAACUGCAACGGCACCGCAGGCUGUCUCAGCAGCCUCUCCGCGGCCACGCUCACUGGCCUCUGGAGGGAUGCGGAGAACACGUCGUUGAUGGUAGGCAUGCAGCUGCCUGCCCUGCUCCACGAGGAGUUCGGCGCUCCGAGUCAGGUAUGGAUGAACCUGACCGCCUCUGCGCCUGGCAGACUGUGUGCGGAGCUGUCGGUGUUCGAGAAGACAGCCACGCGCAUGGCCGAGGCCGGCUUGUUCGGCUUCUCCCCCGUCGACCCGGGCCAGGGCGCGACAGCGCCCGCCUCCCAGUGGGCGAUGGACAAACUGGGGGAGUGGGUGCUGCCCGAGGACCCUCGCCUCGGCGGUGACGCCGAGGAGAUCCGGAAGGGCCUGGGGACGCUCCGCAGGCCUGGCGGGACCGAAAUCCAGGACCUGCAGCGAUGUUUCAGUAAGGAUUUGCAGCCAGGUCUGCACGGCGUGAGCAGCGGGAUCAGCUUCGCGCGCACAGACGGCAGCAGCCUGUUCGUGGAGACGCUGGACGCUUCCAUUGUCUCCUGGGGCGGCCCGGACCCCUAUCCGACCCCGGUCCACGAGCAGCCUGACUGGAGUCGGGGUGCGAACUUCGUCUUGUGGGAUAACCUCUGGAACACGAACUACAUUUUCUGGUGGCCGUACGACACCCCGCCCGACCGACCGCACGACGACUUCCGCUUCCGCUUCGUCCUGCACUUCCGCGAGCACGAUGCCGACUUGCAUGGUGCGCGGGGCAAGCUGGACGACCACCUGAGCUUCCCCGUGGUGUUGCACAGCACCGUGGAUGGAAUUGCCCAGACAUCUGGCGUCGUGAUUCCUUCACAGCCUGGAUCCCCAGAGGUGAGUGGCGGCACUCGCGUUCUGACGGCCGCGCGCGCGUCGCGGGUCGGCGCCGCCAGCUCGGAGCCCGAAGGCUUCUUGGAGGCGUGGCGCGCUGCUGUUGCCCUCUCCGAGGGCCUCCUGCCGUCCUGGAGAGGAGCAACCGCACGUCCUCCCAGCGCCGAGUCUGCGGUGAUCCCGGCAGUAGACAUAAGUAACGAGCCCAUCAGGUACAGCUGGGAGUUCCUCCUCGGCUUCCUGGCCUCACUUGGGACGGGCCGCGGGGGCAAGGUGCGCGUGGAGAAGGGCGCCGGUAAGGGGGAGCCCCAGCCCUACCCGCUCGGCUGCACCAGCCCGGUGCUGACGGGCUUACCGCUCGCUCGGCCGGUCUUCUUGGUCGCCCGAGGUCGAGGAGCUGGAUGCGGCGACUUGGAGCAGUUGUGGAAGGCGUCCUGCUCACCUCCACGGGCCGAGGGGCCGCGGGGCCGCGAGACCCGGGCCGAGCUCCAGGUCCCGAUCAACGUCACGUCGACGACGCCCUGCGAGUUCAGGAUAGGGCUCGAGUUCGGCCGUGUCUACGAUGAGGUUUACGAGGCUUCUACAUUCGACCUCCAUGACGCGAACCUGGUAACAUGGGACCCCAGCAUCAUGCGAGCGCGAAGCUUCUGCAGGGCCUGCCCGGAGUCGCUGAGGGGCACCACGACCUCCGUACGCGCCGCCGCCCAGUGCAGCGCCGAGGCAGCGCCGCUCACGGCCGAGGAGCGCGAGCAGCGUGCGCACCUCGCCGCCUGGGAGGAGCAGCUCGCCACCAUGCGCCAGCAGCUCGCCGCGCGCGAGGCGGCGAUGGCCCGCCAGGUCGAGGAGAGCACCCGCCGCGCGUGCGAGCUGCAGGACCGGGAGGCCCGCACCGCACAGCUCGAGGCCGCGCUGGCGGAGCGCCAGCAAUCGCAGGACGGCGUCGACGCUCGCCUCGCCGAGCGCGAGCAGCGCGUCGUUCGCUGCGAGUCCCAGAUCACGCAGCUCGAGUCCGACAGGGAGCGCUCGCGCCUGGAGCGCGAGGCGUCGCCGACGACGGGAGCUUCGCGUGCGGGAGCAGAAGGUGGUGCUCGCGAUGAACGAAUCCAAGCAACGCAUAGAGGACGCCAUCGACGAGGCCGGCCUCGUGCGGCGGAAGCGCCUGACGUCGCGGAAGCAGCCCGGCGGCCGCGGGGCUGCCACCGCCACGGGCGCGCCGUCCGUGGGACGCUACGCCGCCUCCGCCUGCGCGCCCUCGGUGUACGCCCGCUCUCUCGGGGCCAGCAGCCCGCCGCGCCAGCACGACACGGCGGAGAUCUCCCUGUUCGGCUGCAAGCGCAAGGGCCCCGAGCCCGACGCGCAGCGCGAAGGCACGAGCGCCGCAGCGCCAGUGAGCCCCAAGGCCAGGGCGGUCGAUGCUGGCGACGGCUCGCCCAGCCGCGCACCCGGCCCGGCGGCUUGCGCGGCACAGGCGCCGCAGGACUGACGCGGCGGCGCGGGCGCCGCACCCCGCCGCCGGCGGCGGCAGUGCCCUCUCGAAGCUUGGCGCG